UCCAAACACAUGUAUGUCAAUAACACUUAAUUCGUACCUAGCGCGUGCUAUUACAGUGAGAUAAUGCUAUCGAUCGAAAAAACAAUAUGGCGACCAUGAUAAAGAUUUAGGAAAUGUCAAAUUCAAAAUAGAAACUAUUUCCUAACAUAUAAUACAAUGUAUACGAAGAGUUCAAUGUAUAUAAACAUAAUGCAGUAUUCCAUAGUUAUUGUUUGUAGUAAAGGAAUCAAUUAAAAAUUUAUUACUAAAUGACUAGGCAGGGAACAAUUCAGAUGUCACUCGAUGAUGACUUUGACAGACCAUUUGAAGAUGUCGAGCCUUUACAAUGGGGAGCAUUACGGGAACUAUGUCAUGCUAAUUCGGAAUAUUUUGUGUCGCAUCAAGAUGAGAACAGUAUUAGAAUUAGAGCUGCGCUUAUGGCUAUAUUAGAUCAUUUGGUACAGUUACAACCAUUAUACAAAGAAAUUAGUAGAAUUGCACCAAUGUUUGAUCUUGAUGCGGAAACACCUGGCAAUGGAUAUAGAAGUUUUCUAGUGCUAGUAGACAAAUGUAUUAUUCACUCUCGUUCUGUCUGUCAUCAAAUAUAUUGCCAGAAGGACUCUUUAUUUUUUCGUAAAAGUUACUAUAUGAGAGAAAUUGAGGCUUGCUCACAGCUAUUGGCAUCUUUGUGCACUUGCUUAGGACAUUUACAAACUCUUUAUUCUUGGAGCGAACAUUUAAGUGAUGGAAAACCAUCUCUCUUUAUAGGAGAUAGUCAUAAUCCACAUGAAAUUUUAAGUAAAGUAGAUAGUAUUAAUCAGUAUUGUUUUUAUGGCAGAUGUUUGGGAUUCCAGUUUUAUGACAACUUAAAGCCCAUAUUAAAAACUAUAAUGGUUUGUAUGGCAACAUUCAGCGAAGCUUUUUAUUCUAAUGGUACAUUAUUAGCAAGAUGUGCUAAUUCUGUCAAGUACAUGUUAGAUCCUGAAAUAAGGGCACGUCGUAUUGUUGAUGUGUCUCAACGUGCUGAUAUCUCAUUUUGUCAAGCUUUUUGGUUUCUCAAUGAGGCUGAUCUUACACGUAGGUUGCCUGCUAUAACAGCUCCUUCUUUGGCAAUAAAUCAAAUAAUUUCUAUACCACCUGAAGAAUUGACGCUUCCUACAUUAAGUGGAUCAACUGUCUCAAUUCCAAUACCAAACAGUCAUAUUGGAAAAAAGCCAAUACAUGUUAGGCUGUUUAGUUCUAAACGUCGUUUAGGAAUGGUUGGUUCAGGUGGAGUAGGAGGAGAACUGCAUGGACUGUCCAAUGAAUUAAUAAUUCAUUGUCAUGGUGGAGGUUUUGUAGCACAGACUUCGCUAUCUCAUGAAACAUAUCUACGUAGUUGGGCAAUAAAUCUCGGUAUACCUAUUUUAAGUAUAGAUUACAGUUUAGCACCUGAAGCUCCGUUCCCUCGGGCACUCGAGGAAGUGCUAUAUGCAUAUGCAUGGGCAUUAAAUCAUGCAAGUACAUUGCUUGGGAGUACAGCUCAAAAAAUACUUUUCGCUGGUGAUUCUGCUGGGGCCAAUCUAAAUUUGGGAGUUACCUUAAAAUGUUUACAGUUAAAUAUCAGAAAACCUGAUGGAAUAUUUAUGGCAUACACACCAGUACUUGUUGACUUUGUGCUAUCACCUUCACGAUUACUUUGCCUUACAGACCCAUUAUUACCUAUGGGAUUUCUUCUACGUUGCUUAAAAGCAUAUGCAGCUGACUGUUUUAAGUCAGAAUCAGAAUCUUUUGCUGAAGUGAGUGAAAGCGAUCUAAUAGCGCUAGCUCUCAGUCCCAAUGGAGAUGAAACAAAUGAUGCACAUAAGUUAGCAUCCUUACCAUCUGAUUCUACUUUGAAUUCUGUUACUUUAACAGAAGUUGACGGGACAGAACAUCUACAGGAAGAAGCAAGAUCUCAAGAAUAUGUUAAUAAAUUUUUUGGAUUGUAUCGAAAUUGUGGUACAAAUGCUUCAACACAUAUUGGAAAUGGUACUAUUAGCACAGAAAACAAUAUUUCAAAGAAUGAUAAAUCAUGGUCUUUUUUUGGAUGGUCUCUUAGUGGAAGACAUAAAGAAUCCAGAGAACUGGAUAUAGAAAAUGCGAAAAGUAGUAUGGAGGAAUUUAUAUUUACAGUACCCAGAGACCCAUAUUUAAGUCCUUAUCUCGCAGCAGACCAUCUUUUAGCACAAUUACCACCAGUUAAAAUGCUGACAUUAGAGUUAGAUCCAUGCCUGGAUGACUCUGUCAUGUUCGCAAGAAAACUUCGAUCGCUUGGUGUAUUAAUCACGCUUGACAUAUUGCCAGGUUUACCUCAUGGGUUUCUUAACUUAACACCAGUUUCAAAAGAGGCAUGUGAAGCGUCAGAUUUAUGUGUGAAAAGAUUGCAAGAACUACUGACACUAUAAUUAUAUAGAUAUGAAAAAUACUCAUUAAUAUGUGAAUGUUAAUAUGCGGGAACAAAAGUUUCUUUGCUAUUAUUAUUUUUCAGAUGCCAAUUCUAAUUAACUUUUUAUGUACAAAGACACAAUAAUUUGCAAUAUGCCAAAAGCUUUAUCCACGGUGCAUAAAUGUCAUAAGUGUUUCUAUCUACAUAUUUUAUAUUAUACAUUUAUAUUUUAUUAAUGAUAAUCACAGUAUUCAAAUAAUUUUAAAUCAAAUAAUCUCAAGUUACUGUACUUAAAUGGUAAUAUCUUUGUAUUAUGUUUACUGAAUGUGCAUUUGCAAGAAAAUCGAAUUAGCUUUCAAUUUUCUACUCAGAAAAUAUUUAAAGAAUAAGACUAUAGAUAUAUUGAUUGUACAAAAUAUUUGAGAUUGUUUCAGUUCUGAUCAUUAUAAUAUUUUUUGCAGCUAACACAAAUUAUUAAAUGUAUUAGACAUAAAUAAAGUAUUAUAAAUGUAAUGUGAGUUUAGUGAAGUGGUAUAAAAGAGUGAUAUGUAUAAUGUUGGCAAUAAUUGGAAAAUUAUAAAUUUUUGUUACGAGUAUUAAUAAUUUAUGGAAUUGUUAUGUUAUAUUGUUUACGUCGAUGUACAUUGUAUUUAUCAACUUUAUUAAAUUAUUUAUAAAACUCUAA
Bombus terrestris (buff-tailed bumblebee) is the source of this 3071-nucleotide messenger RNA. RefSeq names its product hormone-sensitive lipase (gene Hsl). Gene Ontology annotation, biological process: cholesterol metabolic process; triglyceride catabolic process. The coding region runs from base 249 to 2405 and encodes 718 amino acids. Gene Ontology annotation, molecular function: triacylglycerol lipase activity; sterol ester esterase activity. The record is from RefSeq and is a predicted model, not a curated record. Lineage: Eukaryota; Metazoa; Arthropoda; Insecta; Hymenoptera; Apidae. The transcript has 10 exons. Gene Ontology annotation, cellular component: cytosol.